Chlamydomonas reinhardtii is the source of this 4459-nucleotide messenger RNA. RefSeq lists its product as uncharacterized. The coding region runs from base 86 to 4078 and encodes 1330 amino acids. The transcript is spliced from 7 exons. The record is from RefSeq and is a predicted model, not a curated record. Lineage: Eukaryota; Viridiplantae; Chlorophyta; Chlorophyceae; Chlamydomonadales; Chlamydomonadaceae.
AUGGACGCCGACACAUUCUCUACACCAAUCGGCAGUUAUGUCUUAUGCCUAGGGGCGUGGGGCUUUUUGGAAAGCGAAUCGAGCGAUGGGACGCGACAUCAUCUGCUUUCCCACGCUCGGCGGUGAGCAUGGCGGCGGCCAGUCGCUGCUCGUUGGGCCACCAGAAGAUGCACCUCCCACCGAUCUGGGCCGCGGACGCUUGGCGGGCGCGCUGGCUCGUCGGCAGCGCUCGGCGCUGGUGGCUCUGGCCUGCCCCGACCUGCCGUCGGCCCUGUCCGACAGCGGCCUGCACCUGCAGGCCCAACAGCGCGCCCGCUGCGCCCUGGGCCGCCAUGGGCGCGCGUGCGUGUCGGGCUACCGCCCGCACCUGCGCGCCGCCGCCACCGCGCGCGCCGUGAUGGCCGUGCACGCGGGCCUGGCGACGGAUGAGGCCGCGGCGGCGAAGGAGCGUCAGGAGGCCGAGCUUUUGCAGUCAGAGCACGAUCAGUGGGGUAGAUUACUUACAGCGGCGUAUACUUACACCAAGUGCUGCGAUACGUACGCCGUGUCAACCGAGCAUCACACCCCCGACGUGCUACGGGCUGUUGGUCGAGCGCUGUCAGCGUUGGUGGGCGCCAUCGCCUUCCUGGACAGCCGCGCAGUCGCGACGUCGUUACGGACAAACUGGCAGACAGCUGCGGCCGCGGCGGCGGUGGAGGAGCGGCAGCACAUGUCGGCGUGCGGCCCUGUGACGUGCCCACGGCCGGAUGGCGUGCUGUUGCCCUCGUGGCUGCUGGCGCAAGAGGCGGCGCGCAUGCUGCCGGCCCGCGCCGCGCUGCUGCUGCACUGCCAUGCGGUGCUGGCGCGGCCGAGAGUGGACUACGGCGACCUCCUUGACGUCGAGGACUGCCUGCCGGCGGCGCUGACGGCGCAGUUGCGACCACACGGCCGCGACACAGAGCCGGCGCCCGCCGGCCGUACCCCCGGGGGCCACAUGCUGGCGGCGGCUGCAUUGGCGGACGGGCUACUGACAUACUGGGGCAUGGCACGCACGGGUGCUGACGGCGGCGGCAGCGGUGCACAGGCAGCCGGGCCGCCGCCGACGACGACGACGCCGCUGCUGCUUCUGAGCUCCGAACUGGCCGUGCUGGCGAGUGUGGUGUCGUCUGCACAGAUUCUGCACUUGCGGAUCGCGGCCAGCGUCGCUGGUGCCAACACAGUCCCGGAGGCCGCGCUGGCGGCGGUGACGCGGCCGGCGGUGCUGCUGUGCGUGGCACAUUGCCUCAGCUCGGAGCUGCUGCACCGCGUGCCGGCGGGCGAGGCUCCAGACAUGCUGCAGCAGGUGCUGCGGCACCACUACCUGAACCACCUCACAUACGCCCUGUCGGAGGCGCGGCCGGGGCGUGAGGCCGCCGCAGGGGCAAGCGGCGGCGGCGGCGGCAACGCGGCGGCCGGCGGCGGCGGCGGCGGCGCUGCCUCCAGCGGGGGCACAGAAGCCGGGAGGGCGGCACUGGCCGGGCCGCUGCGGUCGCUGUACUGCAGCAAGCAGGACGGGAUUCAGGCGACCCUGAGAAAGAAUACGGCAGCGGUCGCGAUGGAGACGAGUCGACUGCAGGGCUCUUUCAAAGCCAGGGGCAGUGCGGCUACCGCCGCAUUGGUGGCGAGCGGCAGCGCGAAGGACAAGGCGCAAUUCAGAGCGCUGCUGGGCCGAGUCAAGGACGUGUGCAUGGAGGGGCGGAGGUUGCAGCGGCUGGAGAUUGCGGCGCGGGCGGGGAUGCAUCUCACAGAGGCCAUCUUUGAUGCGCCGUGGCCGUCGACGUCAACAGCGUCAGCAGCGUCAGCCGCGCCAGCACCAGCGCAGGCAGUAGCGGCGCCACGGUCGCGUCCGCCUGGCGUGGACACGGCAUCGGCACAGCUGUGGGAUCCCUCGCCGGAGCCGCAAGCACUCGUGAUGCUGUCGCACGUAGCUUCGGUGCACUUGCAGAUUGCGGCAGGUGAGGGGUAUGACACGGAUCCUUGGAAGGCAGACGCACAGUAUCGUGCCAGGUUUGCGUGGGACGCGUGCAUGUCGGAAACGCACAUGGCGCUGGCGCGGGCGAUGGUGGGCGCGCUGGCGCCGUGCUGGGAGGCCACGGCUGCGGCACUUGCCGCGGCGGGGAGUGACGCCGCGCCACCACCGGCACCUCUGAACCCCGGCCCCAGCCCCAGCCCCAGCCCCAGCCCCAGCCCCAGCCCCAGCCCCAGCCCCAGCCCCAGCCCCAGCCCCAGCCCCAGCCCCGGCCCCGGGCCCCACAGCUCGCUGGUGCUGCAGGGCUCGCCCGCCAUCUGCUACAGCCUCGCCCGCACCGCCGCAGUCAACUACGUACUGGACAGGGUGGCGCGGGGGAUGGCGGCGGCGGCGGCGGCAGAUGAGGCGGCUGUAGAAGGGCCACUGCCCGCAAGUGCGCCAGCGCGUGCUUUGGCCAUGGUAGACAGGUUCCAGCAGCUGCUGCCCCAGUACCAGCGCGUGUGUGGCUGGCCGCUGGUGAUGACGCUGUCGGGCAUUGGAGAGGAGCGGGCGCAGCACAAGUACAAGGUGUCGGCGGAGCUGCUGCAGCAGCUGGCAGAGAUGGCACUGGACCUGGAUGCGGGGGCGCUGUUGCGGCGGCAGACCUGCCUGGUCGCCACAUGGACCGCACAGCAGCAGCCGGAGCAGGGGGAGGCACUGCGCCCGCGGCAGGCGGGGGCGCAGGCGGGGGCGCAGGCGUUGAGCAACUGGGCGCCAGGACCGGGUGUUGCUGGCGACCCGGCGGCCCUUGCCGGGGCAGGAGGACUGCUGGGGCUGCCAGCAGCGGUGGCGCAGCGUUUGGCGGACGCCCCUAAACUUAGAAUCAGCAGAAAACGCGGCCACUCUGGGGAAGCCCUGGAGGCGGCCGUCCAAGAGGUGGAGUCCGCACUGCAGCGGCACCCGCUGCGGGCCGCACUGCUGCGGCCGGCCGGCGAGAACGCCACCACCGCCCUGGCGCUGGCCCUGGCGGGGCGCGCGCGCCGCCUGCGCGCCGCCGGUGAGCCGUCGUCGUCGCCGCCUCGCGGGCUGGUGGUGGCGCCGCUGCUGAACACAGCGGCCUUCGCAAGUACCAACGGCAAGCGCGACGCGAUGCAGAGUCUUCUGGACGCCUUGGCGGCGAUGGUGCUGCGGGACCUGACGGCGCCGGUGUCGCCGCAGCGGCUGCACCAGGCGGAGCCGGCACCUGGGCAGGCGCAGGAGCAGGCGGUGCAGGCGCAGGAGCAGGCGGUGCAGGUGCAGGCAUGCCAGGAGACAACGGACGUGGAGGGCGGGCACGGCGCCGCGUCGGUCACUGUUAGUCGCCAGCUGCAGCCUGGCUGGCAGGUCCGCCUGCCGCUGGCGCUGAACCGAGUGGUCUGCCGGCUCGCGGGACUGCCGCGCUCGGUGGUGGGCUGGGCGCCCUCAGACUUUGGUCGGCUGCCGCCACUUUCUGCGGUGUGGGCGUGUCAGCGGAUAGCGCUGGAGCUGGAGGGCGUCAAGUGGGCCGAAGAUGAGGCGGCUGCGCGGGCACAGGUGGCGGAGAUGAGGGCGGCGGAGGCAGCAAUCGAGGCCGAGGAAAAGGCUGCUGCUGCGGCGGCGGCUACGGCUUUCAAGGGCUCGGCGGCGGUGCUUGCGGGCGUAGCCUGUACGGCAGACACGGCCGAGUCUCAGGAAACCACAGGCGCGUUCGAUUGGGCUCGUGAUCCAGGCCCGGCGGGCCAGCUUUGUGAGGCCUUGUACAGUUUGCUGCAAGCGGGCGAGCCCGGUUUGGAGGCGAGCGCCGACCACGGCGACCCGGGUGGUGGCCCGGCCUUGUUCAGCGGCAUGCUCGUCGUCAAGUUGGACCCCCUGGACCAGCUGGUGCCAGCCGACUUGUCCAGCAGACCUCCACGCGAAAAGGAGGAGGAGGAGGAGCAGGGGGAGCAGGAGGAGCAGGGGGAGCAGGGGGAGAGCACAGGCCCCGAUGCGCAGCGGCAGCAGGAGCAGAAACAGGAGCAGGAAGAGAAGCAGGUGGUGCAACUGCUGGUGGCGGAGGCGCGGCUAGGUCGACAAAUGGAGCUGGUGGGGGCAUAGGGGCGCAGGAAAGCGGCUGUGCUGUUUGUGAUAUGUGAUGAGCCUCAGGCUCCAAAGCAUUUAUGGUAUGCGAGCGUUUGCCGACAUGUACACGGCGGUGUGUGACAGCCUGAUAGCGGGACCUAAGGCUAUUCGGCCACCCAGGACGUCAACCACGAGGCGUGUGUUGCAGGGUCUUUGGCCCAUGUGGGUUGGCUGCUUGCUUGUAACGUGCAGAUCCACUGAGCAUCAGUGCGGAUUAGCCCGGAAUCCAGGAAAGGAGUGCCUGCCGGAAGGUGGGGAUGGGGGAAGACUACGCCUGAGACGACCUUGUGCUUGGUCUGGCGGACCCAUCGGCAAUGCGUUUUCAGUCUGACCAUUCCGUUGUAAAUUUUGAAACAA